Molecule: messenger RNA, 576 nt
Organism: Aspergillus tanneri
Lineage: Eukaryota; Fungi; Ascomycota; Eurotiomycetes; Eurotiales; Aspergillaceae
Exons: 2
Coding region: 1-576 (191 amino acids)
Source: RefSeq, a predicted model, not a curated record
AUGUCUCCCAGCAAUAAAAUUUACCAGGAGUUUGAGAAGAGGGUCCGGGAUCUAUACAAGUCAUGGAAGAACAAAACAUUAGAUAAUGCAGUUCUUACGUUCCGUCGAUGGGGCCAGCUCCCUGGAAAUGAAGGUGUUUUCGAUUGCGAGGAUCAAAAGGCUCUGCGAAAAAUUAUAAGCAACAACUACGUCCCCUCGUGGUCAGCAGAGAUUUUCACCUUUGCCCAUCAAGUUAUUUCGUACCAGGAGUGUACGGAACUUGGAAAGCGAUGGUUACGAUAUGUAACCAUCCAGCUCAUGCUUCGCACUCGCUUAAAUGAGCUAUAUGAUUUUAAGUACAAGGGCAAGAGCGAGAGCCUAUCUAAGCAUAACCGCUCAUACCUUCUGGCAGCAUUUGAUGCGUUGCAUAAGCUACAUACAUUUAGUGAUAUGUCACUGGAUGAUUUUCCAUUCUGCCAAACCCAUGGCCCCCGUCCCCGGGUUCGACGAUAUGUGGUUGAUAUAAAUGAGGAUACUGAAGAUAGCGGCCCUCUUGCGCCGCUUAUUUGCUCCGUGCCGGUCCAACUCCCAGACUAA